Molecule: messenger RNA, 2085 nt
Organism: Metarhizium album ARSEF 1941
Lineage: Eukaryota; Fungi; Ascomycota; Sordariomycetes; Hypocreales; Clavicipitaceae
Exons: 2
Coding region: 1-2085 (694 amino acids)
Source: RefSeq, a predicted model, not a curated record
AUGGAUAAGCCUUUCGCUUGGAGGAUGCUACCUCCGGAGCAGCGCAAGUAUCAACUAUUCCCGAAAGACAAACCGGCUCCGACCUUGAAUAUCAGCAAGUCUUUGGAUCCGGAGGAGGCAUUCCCGGUGCCAAUGGGUGAAAGAAGCGACAAAGCACCUGCGGGUUCAGCCUUGCGGCUUCGGCUCAACGAGAGUAAUUCUGUCAGGCGACGUAAAGUCAGUGUGCCCGAGGUAGAGCCCAUGACUACCGUCCAAGAAAUCGCAAUGGACUCUCCCACGAUACCUGGGCGACCACCUUUACACGAGCGUUCUUCGAGUGCCCCAGAGGAGGCGUGCGGCGAGAGACAGCGAGCACCACUGUGCACCACAGAUGCAUCUCUGCCCGUUGAGGACAGCCCCUCCAAAUCUGAUAAUGAAGGCCUCCCACCGCUUGGAACACAAACUCUCUUGUCCCAAUCUCUCCCCCGGCGGUUGGCGCCGCUAUUUACUCCCACCAUCGAGCUGGUGGCGCCUCUCUUGCGAUCCAAAGUCUCGAGCAAUAAACUAAAGUCGGAUAGCACACCUCCAACAUCUUCUCGAAGUGCUCCCUUGGACCGCUCUCCCCUUGGCCAACCGCGUUCUUCUCCGAGCAUAUCUACCCCCGACCUGUCGCACCCGAAAUCUGCCACGAGUGACAGCUCAUCUACUGUUACGCUUCCCACACCGAAAUCUGUUCCUAUCAUGGAGUCCCACCGCACCCCCUCGAAGCCUUGGGACGGAUUAAGUACUUUCUCAUCUCAAAGUGACCGAAGCGUGUAUGGCCAGGAUGGACAAAGAAAAUUUGACGUUCAUCAACAUCGCCGCAGAGGUUCAGAGUCUUCAAUGACGACGAUGAUAGAUCGGGAUAGGCCGAGAAAGCAGGCCGAGGUUCGCGGCAAUAACGGGCCGCCGCUCAAGUCCAACCACGCGAGCAGGGCAUUGACCUGCGAAAGACGAGCCUUCGAGGAGCUGCCCCAGGGGUGGAAGCCUUCGGAUGCUGUCAACAAACUCAGUUUUAACGAUGUUGUCGCUCUUCAGAAGCAGGCACUGAGGCAAGUCGAAAGAUUCAAAGUUCUCCACGUGGAAGAUGUCGAUGCGCUGUCAAAGGAACUUCGAUAUCUCGACGAUAGGACCGAUUAUCUGCGGCGAACAUACACUUCACUACGUGCCGGACGUCGCAACCUUCACUCACGCAUCUGUCAGUACCUGCGGUCUCCGAGAGUGGCCAAUUUCAGCCAUGACUCCAUGCUCAAACACGAGGAGGCGCUAGCAGAAUUGGACGGCUCCAUUGACGACUGGGUCAUAAAGUUGGAACAGGCGGAAAAUCGCCGCACAAGAGUUCGCCAGAAGCUACUGGAGCAUGUUGCAGCCGCAGCCCUGCUUCCCGUUGCGAACUCGCCUUCAGAAUCAGCAGCCCAGCAGGGGGAAUCUGCCGGUGGCCCACGUGAGCUAUCUACGCCGCCCAGAAGCCCAUCAAAAGCAAGCUUCGCCAGCCGAGCGGGCAGUUCUCCGCCGUCCCCCCAAAGGGCGGUUGCUCAAGCACCAAGCACAACAGUCGAGCAACCUGUUGUUGAAGAUGCUACCAAGAAUUCGUGUGACAUCAGCUGCGCCGAAAGCGCAGACACGUUGAGGCGGUCUGAUGUCGAGAGUAUCCGCAUAUAUGCCGGCGAUGAUAUCUACGCACUUCUUGCCGACGUUCAGGAAGAAAUCACCAAGCUGGGUGCGGGCACAUUCGAGGCCACAAGUCCUGGUACUAUUCAGAUGCGGAGAAAAGGAAGCUGUGAGCAACUGCCCGGCUGUGUCGACUCCCCUAAUCCCGACCUUCCUGCUGGAGUUGCAUCUGCCACGGCAGCAAGUCUCGCACCGAACGCCGCCAACAUGCCGCCUGCUGGGGCAUCGACCCCUUUCUCUUUAAUCCAGCCAAUACCACUGGGCAAUCUUCAGUCUUCUGUCGCCGCUCUCAGUGUGGACAGCAAGAAUAACACGCCUAGCCCCACCUCAUUACAGGCCAAAGGCACUGCCGAAGAAGCGGAUACGAUCCUCACUGCCGCUGUUUUCAAGCCUUGA